Messenger RNA from Sugiyamaella lignohabitans, 936 nucleotides. RefSeq names its product SKI complex subunit WD repeat protein SKI8 (gene SKI8). The record is from RefSeq and is a predicted model, not a curated record. Gene Ontology annotation, cellular component: Cdc73/Paf1 complex. Lineage: Eukaryota; Fungi; Ascomycota; Dipodascomycetes; Dipodascales; Trichomonascaceae. Bases 1 to 936 code for a protein of 311 amino acids. Gene Ontology annotation, molecular function: protein binding. The transcript has 3 exons.
AUGAAAAUAAAUUUCAGCACAGCCGCGCGUCUACUUCACGAACUAACUAUACUGCUGUGGAAUAAUAAGGAUCCAGAGCCCAAAAGUGCUGUUAAAUUGAACUCCCCGUCUUCUGGUACACAUCAUUUGAGCACUGAUAGGUCGGGUCGAUGGCUGGUAGCAGUGUCGUUUGAUGGAAAGGCCACUUUAUACGAUUUAGACAACCUGGCAGGUGAGAACGGUGGUUCUGGAAGAUUGCUGUUUGAAGAUGUAUGGGCUGUGGCUAUAGAACCCAAUGCCCGUCAUGUGGUGGCUUCACAGAUCACAGGUGAUAUUGCUGUAUGGGAUAUUUCUGCAAUUACUGAGGAAACUCCUGACCAAACGACGGAAUCAGCAGCCUCGCAACCACAGAUCAAACGCAUUCAAAAGUUUUCUGGUAAUGGGGGAGUUCUUGGUCUAAGUGUUGACUUUGCAUCGAAUGAAGAGCAUGUGGCAGCAGGGUUUGAAAGUGGUGCCAUUCAUGUCUAUAACUAUAAAACCGGCCGUCUGGAGUAUUCUCUGACCGGCCAUUCGAAUCCGAUUAGGACCGUCAAAUUCUCACCAGCAGCUACUUUAUUGGCCAUUGGCGGCGAUUCGAAGCUCAUUUCUUUAUAUAGCAUGACAUCAGGCGAGCAUAUCACGAACCUAACUGGUAGCGAUGGAUGGGUGUUUGGACUCGACUGGAAUGAGACCGGCGAGUUCUUACUCAGUGCGUCUUAUGACGGCCGGUCUCGAGUCUGGUGGCUCGAAAGCAGGCAAUGCGUGGCUGCUCAAAACGACUCCAGCCAGCCCUUAUUCGGAUGCAAAUGGCUCAAAAAAGGCUGGGGUGUCGGCGUCAUCGGCGGUAUCAACCAAGGUUUUGCCACGGUCGGCGUCGACAAAACUCUGCGCUGGUACCGCGAAGCUGCUGGCAACUAA